Enterobius vermicularis (human pinworm) is the source of this 447-nucleotide messenger RNA. Lineage: Eukaryota; Metazoa; Nematoda; Chromadorea; Rhabditida; Oxyuridae. The record is from the annotation of a GenBank genome assembly.
AUGCGAACAUUGGUGCCUUUUAAGAAUUUUGGUAUUCCAUCAAUUGGUCUUGCACGUUUUGGAUGCGCAAAUCGUCCAUUCUACCAAAUCUGUGUCUUUCCUGACAAAAGUCUUGGCCGGCGUUACGAGGGAAAUAUUAUUGAACAGAUUGGAACUUUUGAUCCCCUACCUAAUUCUCGUAACGAAAAACUUGUUGCAAUUGACAUCCUUCGCCUAAAAUAUUGGUUUGGAGUUCGGAACGCCCGUGUUUCAGCCACACUUUUAGAGCUGCUUGGUAUUGCUGGCCUUUUCCCGAUUCAUCCGAAAACUUUUGUACGCGCUCGGAAAUAUCGAGAUCUAGCUGCUGCUGCUACUGCAGCUGCUGCGGAAGCAGAAGUUUCGAAAAAUACUGAAAAGGAAAAAAAGACCGACUCCGAGCAAGAGAAAUCUUUAGAAGAAAAACAAUAA